Anoplophora glabripennis (Asian longhorned beetle) is the source of this 1207-nucleotide messenger RNA. Its product is annotated as calbindin-32. Gene Ontology annotation, biological process: regulation of presynaptic cytosolic calcium ion concentration; regulation of long-term synaptic potentiation. Lineage: Eukaryota; Metazoa; Arthropoda; Insecta; Coleoptera; Cerambycidae. The transcript has 11 exons. The record is from RefSeq and is a predicted model, not a curated record. The coding region runs from base 1 to 939 and encodes 312 amino acids. Gene Ontology annotation, molecular function: calcium ion binding. Gene Ontology annotation, cellular component: nucleus; synapse; cytosol.
AUGACGACCCAAGCCGAUCAGAGCUCUAAGCGCCUGAAUUUGGAGAAGGCGACGAAUUUCAUGAGGCAGUACAGAGACCCCGACUCGAGAGAGUUGAAAAAACUUUCCGCAAACCAAUUCAUGGAAGUUUGGAGCCACUAUGACAAAGACGGAAAUGGAUAUAUUGAAGGAACAGAAUUGGAUGGAUUUUUAAGAGAAUUUGUAUCUAGUGCCAAUGCCACAGACAUAGGUCCAGAGGCCGUAUCUGACGAUAUGCUAGUGGAGCUGAAGGCAUGCUUCAUGGAAGCUUACGAUGAUAACCAAGACGGAAAAAUUGAUAUUCGAGAGCUUGCUCAGUUGCUGCCUAUGGAGGAAAACUUUUUGCUGCUCUUCCGAUUUGACAAUCCUCUGGAGUCGAGCGUUGAGUUUAUGAAGAUCUGGAGGGAGUACGACACCGACGGAAGCGGCUACAUAGAGGCAGACGAAUUAAAGAACUUCCUGAGGGAUCUGCUCAAGGAGGCCAAGAAAAUCAACGACGUCUCCGAGGACAAGCUAAUCGAAUAUACGGACACAAUGUUGCAAGUCUUCGAUUCCAACAAGGACGGACGGCUACAACUUUCCGAAAUGGCAAAGUUGCUACCAGUGAAAGAAAACUUCCUCUGUAGGCAGGUCUUCAAGGGUGCUACAAAACUGACGAAGGAUGAUAUAGAGAGAGUAUUUGCAUUAUACGAUAGGGACAACAAUGGAACGAUAGAAAAUGAAGAAUUAAGAGGAUUCCUCAAAGAUCUCUUAGAAUUAGUCAAAAAAGAUUACGAUGCCCAAGACCUCCUAGACUUCGAAGAAACCAUCCUAAGAGGAGUAGACUACAACCAAGAUGGCAAAAUUAACAAAAAGGAACUAACAAUGAUUCUCCUAGCCAUCGCCAAACAUAAUCAAGAAGAAGACUCAUCAUCAGCAUAAAUUUACCUUUAUCUAAUUGUACUUUAAGAUAAGUUUGAAGUUGCCAAUCUAUCAAAUAACAUAGUGAAAUUUUCAAGAGAUGUGUUAGACUAGAUUUAAUGUUUAGAAUCUACAUGUGACACCAAUGAUGACGAAUAAUUUUAUAGUUGUCCAUUUUAACGAUAUAUAUUGUUGUCCCUUUACCAUUGCAAACGGCGUUACAUUUGAAUAAAAAUUGUCAUAUGAGCUCUGGGUUCAAAUUCAAUCACAAACAGGAAUUUAAAAAUUU